AAACACUAGUCAGCCGUCGCCAUCUACGAAAAAAAUGUCGAAAACAAAUUUCUCUUGAUACAAACUGCGAAAUCUGAAAUGGUUUCACUUUUUGAGAAUUAUGAACAGCAAUAUUCAGUGCUCACAGCCGAUAUCACGGCUCAAAUCGGCCUUUUGGGUGCCUCGGCCACAAGUAAGCCUCCCUCAAUUCCCCUGUCAAAAGUAGGUAUUCGUUUGUUUUUUUUAGAGGACCGCCGCCAACUUAUUUCUAAUAUCGAGAAACAUGUCGAGGAGGCGCAAGAACUGUUGGAACAAAUGGAAUUAGAGGUUAGGGAAGUCGAAUCGGCCAAAAGACAAAGGUGCAGGACCAAGCUAGAUUGCUAUCGUGCUGAACUCAAGCGGCUGACUUUGGAAUAUAUCAAAGCGCGGUCGAUAAAACAGGGCGCGUUGAGUUAUGAUAGCGCGGAAGAAUUGAACGAUUUCAGGAUUUCGUCGGAUCAGAAACAGAGGCUUUUGGACAAUUCGGAGAGGAUGGAGCGGACAGGGAGGCAGCUGGAGGAAGGUUAUAGAGUGGUGUUGGAAACGCAGGACAUAGGAACACAGGUUUUACAGAAUUUGAACGAGCAGCGGGAGACUAUCAAGAGGACGCGGACAAGGUUAAGAGGAACUGACGAAGAGCUGGGACGGUCCUCCCGCCUUAUGGGUUCAAUGAUAAUGAGGUCCAUUCAGCAGAAAAUAAUAUUGUUCAUUGUUGGUGCCUGUUUUAUAAUAGCUUUGUGUCUGGGUCUUUACCUAGGCUUGAACAAGUAAUUUUUGUGUUACACUUUUUAUGAACUGUACAUAAGUAUCAAAGUAUUCUAUUGUGUCAUACUUCUUAUAUUUUGUUAUUUAGUUUAUUACAUUCCUGUUAUUUGUGAUGUUGUUCUUCGCACUGAGUUUAGCGGUUAGCGAGAUACCUAAUAAUACUUAACUUAUUUUAUUAAUAUAAAAGUACAAAUUCUA
Messenger RNA from Tribolium madens (black flour beetle), 981 nucleotides. RefSeq names its product vesicle transport through interaction with t-SNAREs homolog 1A (gene Vti1a). The transcript is spliced from 3 exons. NCBI's taxonomy places the organism in Eukaryota, Metazoa, Arthropoda, Insecta, Coleoptera, Tenebrionidae. The coding region runs from base 79 to 789 and encodes 236 amino acids. Gene Ontology annotation, cellular component: Golgi apparatus; SNARE complex; endoplasmic reticulum membrane. Gene Ontology annotation, biological process: vesicle fusion with Golgi apparatus; retrograde transport, endosome to Golgi; macroautophagy. Gene Ontology annotation, molecular function: SNAP receptor activity; SNARE binding. The record is from RefSeq and is a predicted model, not a curated record.